AACUCCUGGGCUCAAGCAAUACUUUCACCUCGGCCUCCCAAAGUGCUGAGUUUACAGAUCUUCAUAAACAAUGAGUGGCAUGACGCUGUCAGCAAGAAAACAUUCCCCACGGUCAAUCCAUCCACGGGUGAGGUCAUCUGUCAGGUAGCUGAAGGGGACAAGGAAGACGUGGAUAAGGCAGUGAAGGCUGCCCGGGCCGCCUUCCAGCUGGGCUCACCCUGGCGCCGCAUGGAUGCAUCCCACAGGGGCCGACUGCUGAACCGUCUGGCCGAUCUGAUUGAGCGGGACCGGACCUACCUGGCGGCCUUGGAGACGCUGGACAACGGCAAGCCCUAUGUCAUCUCCUACCUAGUGGAUUUGGACAUGGUUCUCAAGUGUCUUCGAUACUAUGCUGGCUGGGCCGACAAGUACCAUGGGAAAACCAUUCCCAUCGACGGAGACUUCUUCAGCUAUACCCGCCAUGAACCCGUGGGGGUGUGCGGGCAGAUCAUCCCAUGGAACUUUCCACUCCUGAUGCAAGCGUGGAAACUGGGCCCAGCCUUGGCAACAGGAAACACGGUUGUGCUGAAAGUGGCUGAGCAGACACCCCUCACCGCCCUCUACGUAGCCAACUUGAUCAAGGAGGCCGGCUUUCCCCCUGGAGUGGUCAAUGUUGUUCCUGGAUUUGGCCCCACAGCUGGGGCCGCCAUCGCCUCCCACGAGGAUGUGGACAAAGUGGCAUUCACAGGCUCCACAGAGAUCGGCCGCGUAGUCCAGGUUGCUGCCGGAAGCAGCAACCUCAAGAGGGUGACCCUGGAGCUGGGGGGGAAGAGCCCCAACAUCAUCAUGUCAGAUGCAGAUAUGGACUGGGCUGUGGAGCAGGCCCACUUUGCGCUGUUCUUCAACCAGGGCCAGUGCUGUUGUGCCGGCUCCCGGACCUUCGUGCAGGAGGAUGUCUACGAUGAGUUUGUGGAGCGGAGCGUCGCCCGGGCCAAGUCUCGAGUGGUCGGGAACCCCUUUGACGGCAAGACGGAGCAGGGGCCACAGCGCCAUGCCCUUGCCACCACAGUCACCUCAAACACCGAUUUCCUGCCCGUGACUGCCAUCGCGGGUGACUUCGCAGUCCCCCCAUUCUGCUUCAGGCCUCAGCCCGUGCGGCGCGCCUGGAGCCAGCUGGCGGCAGAACCCAGGAGUGACCACCGCGGGGGACAUGUAUCUAGGCUUGGAGAGACGGGGCAAGAUGGCGACGGCAUAG
Carlito syrichta (Philippine tarsier) is the source of this 1234-nucleotide messenger RNA. Its product is annotated as aldehyde dehydrogenase, mitochondrial. The transcript has 10 exons. The record is from RefSeq and is a predicted model, not a curated record. The annotation marks the transcript as partial. Lineage: Eukaryota; Metazoa; Chordata; Mammalia; Primates; Tarsiidae. Gene Ontology annotation, molecular function: aldehyde dehydrogenase (NAD+) activity.